This is a messenger RNA of Thamnophis sirtalis, 5400 nucleotides long. RefSeq names its product nuclear casein kinase and cyclin dependent kinase substrate 1 (gene NUCKS1). Gene Ontology annotation, biological process: double-strand break repair via homologous recombination; interstrand cross-link repair; regulation of DNA-templated transcription. Gene Ontology annotation, cellular component: cytoplasm. Lineage: Eukaryota; Metazoa; Chordata; Lepidosauria; Squamata; Natricidae. The record is from RefSeq and is a predicted model, not a curated record. Gene Ontology annotation, molecular function: double-stranded DNA binding; single-stranded DNA binding; DNA-binding transcription factor activity.
CUAUAAUUAAUAUUUAUGUGUUUUCUUUAUAUUAAAAGUCAAUUCUAUGUGGUGUCAUUUUUCAGUGUCCCCCAAGUUAAUACUUUUUUGUUCUAUUUCAGGAACAGAAAAGUAGUAGACUACUCACAGUUUCAGGAAUCAGAUGAUGCAGAUGAAGAAUAUGGUAGGGAUUCAGCCCCUCCAGCAAAGAAAAUGCGUUCAUCACCAAGAGACGCAAAAAAUAAGAGGAGGUCUGGAAAAAAUUCUCAGGAGGACAGUGAAGACUCAGAAAAGGACAUGAAGACAAAGAGAGAUGAUUCACAUUCAGCUGAUGAAGAUUUUGGCAGUGAGGAUGAUAUAGGAGCAGAUGAUGGUAAAGCUGAUAGUGACUACGAAAGUUCUCAAAAGAACAAAAAAGGAAAAAAAGUGAAGCCUGAGAAGAACAAAAAAGCUGCUUCCAGAUCUAGAAAAAGGGCUGCAGAGGAUAGUGAGGAUGAGAAAGAAGACCACAAAAAUGUGCGUCAGCAGCGGCAAGCAGCAUCCAAAGCUGCAUCCAAGCAAAGAGAAAUGCUAAUGGAUGAUGUGGGCAGUGAGGAGGAAGAUCAGGAAGAGGAAGAGACAACAUUUCAGGAAAAAGAUUCUGCCAGCGAUGAAGACUUCCUUGCGGAAGAUGAUGAUGAUAGUGACUAUGGCAGUUCUAAAAAGAAGAAUAAAAAAGUGGCUAAGAAAUCGAAACCAGAAAGGAAAGAAAAGAAAAUGCCUAAACCAAGACUAAAGGCUACAGUUACACCUAGUCCGGUAAAGGGCAAAGGAAAGGGCGGUCGUUCCACAGCUUCAAAGACAUCAAAAGAAAAAAACCCAUCCCCAAAAGAUGAUGAUGAUGAACCUGAAAGUCCUCCACAAAAGAAGAAAUCAGUUAGUCCUCCUCCAGACAAAUCUGGGGAUGAAGGGUCUGAAGAUGAAGUCCAGUCUGGUGAAGAUUAAACGGUGGUGUGGGAGAGAAACUUUUUUGAGAGAGAGUAAGGAAAAGAGGAUAUGCUUAGGGGUAGAACAUGGUUUUGGUUGUGGCUUAACUAUUGGGCUGUGAAUGCCACUUUUACUUUAGUUGUUUUAAUAGUACAAUUCUUCUGUUUUGUUUUUUUUUAAAAACCUUUAUGUUUUGAUGUCACAGUCUCUAUUGGCCAUUCUGUUCUCCCCAACAAACCUGAAAGCCAUUUAGAUUUAAAUUAACAGCUAACUAAAGAUAUAUUUUUGAAAGCUUACUACAGCUGUUAAGCAAUAAGAUUGAAGCUGACCCUUGGAGAUCAUUGUUAACAAAUAGAAUAGAUUUUCCAAAGCUGAGAAGUCAAUUUGCUUAAUUGAAUCUAAAACGAAUAGAUUAUUGCAUAUAGCAUUUUUAUUGACGUAAACCCACCUUUUGUAACUGAAUUAUUUUGAAUUCCAUUAUGCAUUGCAAGUUCUAAUACUCUGAAUCUUUUGGCUUCCACUGUUUAUCUUAGUGGCCAAGGUUAUUUUAGUAACAAUUUAGUCUGAUCUGUUCCAGGAUUUGAGAAGGUCAUACCUGUUCAUACCAUUUAUAUCCUUUGUUAGGACAAAGAUUUAGGACAAAGAUUUCCAUUGACUAAAAUGCAUUAAUAUCCUUAUAGCUUAUUCUGAAAUUUCUGUGCUUUUUCUGCUUUCUUUCUAUUACGUUUGAUUUCAUUGAGAAAUUCUGGAAGCUGGAAUUACUGCUUUAAAAUUUUUGAUCAAUGCACUGAAUGAGUGAUUACACAGUAUCUUUUUCAACCACUGGGUAUUCAUUUAAAUAUAUUUCACAAAGUUGGAAUACCCUGCUUCUAUAACAUAAUGUGUUUUUACCAUACCCUUCAUUGUUUACUUCCCUUUCUGAAGAGUGAGUCCUGGUUCAUAACCAAGCCUUAUUUUUGGUUAGCAGAAGCAGGAUGCCCAUGCUAAACAAGAAACAGGGUGUAAACUGGAAGACAUGAUUGAUACAACAGCAAUCCUGACAGAAUUAACAUUUUAGUAUCUAUGCUUAUAUACUGUAAUAUUUCUGCUUAUAUACUGUAAAUUUAUAAAAAAUCAAAUGGAUAGCAACCCCAAAAAUAUUCUCUUAGUAGUCUAGGUCUAUAUAAUAAGUAAGACAAAGCCAAAGUGAAAAUGAAGCAUAAUUUUGGUUUUCUCUUUCUCACAUGUGCAUACAUACUCACAAACCCAACAAAGUACAAUUUUGUCUUUCAAAAAUACUUGGCUUAUCCUCCCUUUUUUAUUUAAAGCAAUGCUACUUGUGUCUGUGAUUGGUUCAAAUAUAAAUCUGGGUCGUUUAGCAAAAUAAUACACACAUCUUGGCUUGAAGUGAUAUCUUUGAUCUAGAUGUUGGCUUAAUAAUUUUUGAACAACAUCUAGAAAGUGAAAAUGCUUUGAGUUUCUCCUUGGACAGAAGCUAAUUUGAGCGGAGUAUUUUUUGCCAAUUUAAUUGAAAUUUAAAUGUUGAAGGGUUAUAGCUAAGUAUUAUGUCUGAAUUCUGAGUUCAAAACAGUCUUAUCGCAUCCUACAAAUUAAUUACUUGGUGACCUAGUAUAUGCAGUUGAUCCAAAUGUGCAGGUAUUGAAGUGAUUACCUCGUAAUUAUUAUGGUCAGCCAGCAAUAUAUAUUUUUGCUGCUGAUUCAGAUUGGUUUUAUAUAAUAUGCAUUUUUUUCUUUUUAAGCUUUAGCUAACAGAUACAACUGUGUAAUAAGAAUUGGGUUGCCAUUUAGAUUCUUCCUCUGUUUUUCUUCCAGAUAAAUGAUGGCAAUUGAAUUUCUUAAUCCUAAAUCAAAUGCUGUGCUUUCACUGAUCCUUGCAUUUAACUCCUAGACAAAAAUAUUUUCAAGGUUCCUGAAAUCUCUUAAUUCAGAUAGUAGUUUGGCCUUUUUCCAUUUGAUAACCAAUACAGAGACUGAACAUUAAUUUUUCCCUUACUGUUCACAACAAAGCAACAAAGUAAUAUUUUAAAUAUUUCAUUCUAUUUUGCAGUCUUCUGUCUCUCUGUGCAUAUUGCUUUUAUGUGAGGUAUUUUAGGGAUUCAAUAGCUAUAUUAGUUUAUUACUUUGUUCCAUAGAACAAGUGUUGCCAGAUAAACAAAUAGGUAAUAUUCCAGUGGGCGCUAAUCACACUAUAUUGGUUGCAUCCUGGGAAUGGCAGGUUUUUUGACGUAGUUUUAAUUAAGUAUUUCUUGCAUUUGCUGAAAAACCAAAAGCAAAUAAGUUUAGUGUAUCUAAGUUAUUGCUUCAUAUAUAAAUGUGAUCGCAACAGGGGUAUACAUAAAAUUUCAGUCAAGUUUUGAGAGGUGUGUAUUUACACAUUACCUUCGAGGCCUGAACAGGUAAUGGUGGCUAUAAUACUGAAGAAAUAACUUGCACACCGUAAAAGGAUAAUAUUUAGAUACAUUCUUUGCGAUGACUUCUCUUCGGUAUAUUAUUCUACCACAGAUCAAACAAAAUGCAGGGGCAUAAUGACUGGUUUGAUCUAUUAUUAAAAAAUCAUGUUGAAAUAUAUUGGGGGGGGGAGAAAGAAAUGUAUAUGCAUUUGGGUGGUUGAUGUGAUAUAAAUGUUGAAUAUACUCAAUUGUAAUUGCCUGCACCAAAUACUGAAACUGUUAAUACUUUUAGACUGAUUUUUAAAGCAUUACUCAAGUAUAUGAGACAGCUUAACUAGAGCUAAGGAAGAAAUGCUAUAACAUGCUGGAAAUUUAUGAGCUGUAGAAAUUGGUGCUUUUGCUUUAUGUAAUUUUUCUGUGGAGUGUUUAUUUUUUAUAACAAAUCAUAAUGUUGACACAUGAUUUUAUAAAAUAAAAGGAAAUCAAUUCCCAUGAUUUUAGGUAUUUGGUAAAUCAUAUUAGUAUUUUGGGGGAGAUUUAACUCUUUCCCCUUUUCGAUUAAAUGACUGGAUCUGAAUGGCUUGGUCUCAACCUUGGUCCUCCUGUUACUGAAACUCUCCUUUCUUUCUUUCCACCAAUACCACCCCCUCAAUUUCAGUUGGAGUCUGGGAUUAACUCCUCUUGUGUGAAAUUCACAGUGUAAAAGCUAGAUAUGGAUGUACUUGUGAUGAUUUUCAGGGCCCAAAAUUUAUAAGCAAAACUAAGCUGACAUUUGGCUGGAGUAUCUCUUUCCACUUUCUUCAGUUUACUGCUUUGCUGAAGGACUUACACUUCAUUAUUUUCUGUUUAAAAACUCUUCUAACAUUUAAAGCAAGUGCUUCUCUAUUUUGAGUCUAUUAAAGGAGUCACUACAUUUUGAUUUGAUGUGUUAACCUUUUUUAAAAAGAUCUGUUGACCCAAAUGUGCUGUUCCAAACAGUGGAAUGGUUCCAUCAGUUAGAGCAUGUCUGGUAUGAUUGUAAAAUACCAUUGUGUAUACAUUUUCUAUACCUGGGUAGGGAUUUUUAAAUUGAGAAUACAGCAUUGGGGCAGAACAUAAACUUGCUAUAGCCACAAUAACAUAAAAACCCUUCAAGUAUCUUGUAUGAGUGGAAAUGAAAGCGCAUGUGUGUACGCAUGCAUGAGUGUCAGUCUGACAAAAUGUGUGUUAGAAAUUUGUGGUUUACUGCUGGAGAAACAAUUAUUACAAAAAUUGUAUAUAAGAGUUUUACAUAAUUUGUUUAUCAGGAACAUGGCACAGUCAAACCCUAACAGUUCCCACAUUAUAGAAAGUGACAAAUGAGCAAGUGCUCUUUGUAUCAGAUAGAAAUUGAUUGAAUUAAAUAUCAUGGAUAUUUGUCUUGGAAUUAGCUAUUUUGAUGGGUUCUAAAUCUGUCCGGAUUAUUGGAAAGCAUAUAUUCAAAUGCGGUACCAAGGCCACUAGUCAUGAUGAAUAACCAAUAAAGUUGUCAGUCUGUUGACAAUGAAAUCUGCAGCAUGGUACUAAGGAUCAGUUUGAAUGUAAUGCUUUAUAUAAAAAUGAAUUUCAAAAGGGAGGGGGGUUGAAGUGAACAUGAUAUUGUUAACCAUGUUCGUGAAUUAUAGAUGCAACAUGCAUUGGUAGAAUUGUGUGACAGUCUUUCGUGCUACUUAAUUUUACAUAUUCCAGUCUCUGUAUGUACUUGCAAUUAAAAAAAAAAGUUCCUGCCUUGCUUUUUAUUGAAGGGUUCCCAGGACUGCAUAUCAAUUAUUGAGCUCUGUUUUAAAUAUGUGUACCCUUGGCUUGUAUUUUGUAUUAAAAGAGAACAUGGAAAAGAACCCUUUAUUGUUCAGCAUGUUGGAAUUGUGUCACCCUUAUUUUCUCUCUCCUCUCUCUCUCUCUCUCUCUUUCCCUUUUUUGUUUUGUUUUUGUUUGUUUUUGUUUUUUGAAUAUAUUAAGCAACUUAUUCUUCUGUAUCUUUUUUUCUUUUGUAAACUUUUUGGUUUUGUUUAAAAAUGGCUUUAUAAAAGGGCUUUUAUAACCCAUA